CAUUCCCUUUUAAGAUUCCUGAAUAUUUACUUUAUUUUUAAUGAAGUUAACAUGGACUUUACCAGCUGCCCACUCAUUUUCCAUCAAGAAGAAAGUUUCUUCUGUUUGGACAAAAUUUGUGUUCAAGAGAAGAUGAGAACAAGUUGUCGGUGGUCAGUUAUUAACACCCUUUCUUCCAUUUUAUCUUGCUACACAAUUUUCAUACUGUUUUCUGCUCUUCAGGCCUGCUUUGCUAGGGAUAAUAUUACUAUUGAAAGCGGGCUUGCAGAUGGACAAACUCUUGUUUCAGCUGGAAAUAAAUUUCAAUUGGGGUUCUUUGGUCCAUCAAGAGGCUCUAAUGUGAAGAGAUAUGUGGGGAUAUGGUAUGCUUCCAAUUCACAAAUAGUGGUUUGGGUUGCUAAUAGAGACAAUCCAAUUUUAGAUAGGACUGGAGUUUUAUCUAUUGCAAAUGACCAACUGAAGUUAUCCGAUGAGAAAGGGAAAAUUUACUGGUCCACACAGCGUGGAGCUAAGCGUUCGAAACUUGUGGCGAAGCUUAACUAUACCGGUAACUUCAUUCUACUCGAUGAACGGUUGAGGGUCAAUCUGUGGGAAAGCUUUACUGAACCAACAGAUACGUUUCUUUUCGGUAUGAAGAUGGACGCAAAGUUUUUAUUAACUUCAUGGAGCAGUGAAGAAGAUCCAUCAUCAGGGAACUUCAUAUUUAAGCAAGAUCAAGGAGUGGAGCAGCUUGUUGUAAUGGAAAAGAGUACCAUUCACUGGAAAUCAAGUAGGCCAGAUGCAGGUAAAAUCAUUAAAUCGGAUGAACUGCCUCCUACAAUAGUCAACUUCUUGACUUUUAGCCAGAGUAACAACCCAAGAGUUUACCAAGAUAAAAGAAUGGUAAUGACUUUCAAUGGAAAAUUACAGUAUUGGGAUUUCGAUGCAGACAUGAACAGUUGGUCCUCGAUAUGGUCGGAGCCAAACAAUAAUUGUAGUGUGUUCAAUUUUUGUGGCAACUUUGGCACCUGUAAUACCAACAGCGGGUUGCCAUGCAAGUGCUUACCGGGUUUCCAACCUAAAUUCAUGGACAAAUGGAAAGCCGGAGAGUUUUCGGACGGUUGCUCCAGAAACCAUACAUCAUCAUGUGGCAAUUACUUCUUGAGCUUGAAAAGAAUGAAAGUAGAAAAUUCAGACUCAUCGUACGAGGCCAAGGAUGAAACAGAUUGCAGAGGGGAGUGCCUCAAGAACUGUCAGUGCCAGGCUUAUUCAUUUGUAGGCCAGAGAGACUACACUACUUCAUGCUUGAUUUGGUCAGAGGAUCUCAAAGAUCUUCAGGAGGUUGAAGACGAUGGCUACGAUCUCAACAUACGGGUAGCAUUGUCCGAUAUAGAAGCAUCAACUAGAAAUUGUGAGACUUGCGGCACAAACUCAGUACCUUAUCCCCUAAGCACAGGGCCAAAAUGUGGUGAUCCAAUGUACUUCAGUUUCCAUUGUAAUAACGAUACCGGCAAACUAAGCUUCAUGGCGCCUAAUGGCCGAUAUAGUGUUGUUGCAGUCAAUCCAGAUGCGAGAACAUUUGUCAUCCAAAUGAAAGCCGAAGAGGCAAAUAAUUGCGCAGCUCUGCAUGCUUCAGCAAGCAGAAUUUUGCAGUUCAAUCAAUCUUCACCAUUCAAUGUGACCAGCAGCUGCAGUGGUGAACUUGGCAACUUAACUUCGGAUUCUACACUAGAAGGUACGGUUGAAGUAGAAAUCAGUUGGAAGCCACCGCUAGAGCCAAUGUGUUCUUCAUCUGCGGACUGCAAAGAUUGGCCACAUUCGACUUGCAAUGAAAACAAAAAUGGACAAAGAAGGUGCCUUUGCAAUUCCACCUAUCAUUGGGAUGGCUUGGUUUUAAACUGUACUCGAGAAGAUGGACAGUUGGGAGAGUCUUCCGAUAAAAGCAAGCCACUCGCUUUGAUCCUAGGAAUAUCUUUGCCAAUUGGGACAGCCUUUUUGUGUGCUGCAGUUUCGAUUUAUGUGUGGAGAGAAAAGGUGGUAAAGAGGCGAGAAAAACAAAGACAAGCUGUUCUUCAUAUGUAUGACACUGAGAAAGGGGUUAAAGAGUUAAUAGACUUGACCCCAUUCGAGGAAAAAGAUCAUGGGACGGGCAUAGACGUGCCUUUCUUUGAUUUUGAAAGCAUACUAGCUGCAACAAACAAUUUCUCAGAAGAAAACAAACUUGGAAAAGGAGGGUUUGGGCCUGUUUACAUGGGUAAAUUUCCAGGUGGUGAAGAAGUUGCUGUAAAGAGGCUCUCCAGUGUUUCAGGACAGGGCUUGGAGGAAUUUAAGAAUGAGGUGGUGUUGAUUGCUAAACUUCAACAUAGGAACCUUGUGAGACUUUUGGGAUAUUGCAUUAGAGGAGAGGAAAAGAUUCUUCUCUAUGAAUAUAUGCCCAACAAAAGCUUAGACUCUUUGUUAUUUGGUGAAUCAUCAAGUCAGCAAUUGGACUGGGCGACACGCUUCAACAUCAUUUUGGGAAUUGCCAGAGGAUUGCUUUAUCUUCACCAAGAUUCCAGGUUGAGAAUCAUUCACAGGGAUUUGAAAACUAGUAACAUACUGCUGGAUGCAGAGAUGAAUCCGAAAAUAUCCGACUUCGGUCUUGCGAGGAUGAUCCAAGGAAAACAGACCGAAGCAAACACGCUUAGAGUAAUUGGCACAUAUGGAUAUAUGGCGCCAGAAUAUGCAUUAGAUGGACUUUUCUCAGUAAAAUCCGAUGUUUUUAGCUUUGGUAUAGUGGUGCUUGAGAUCAUUAGUGGAAAAAGGAACAUGAGAUUCUAUCAAGUGAAAGAUGAUGCCCCAAGCCUAGUAGGUUAUGGAUGGAGACUGUGGCAAGAAGGCAAGGCAUUGGAUUUAAUGGACGAGAGAGCAGGGUCAAAUUGCAAUGAAAGUGAGUUCAUUAGAUGCGUACAUGUUGGGCUGUUAUGCAUACAGGAAGAUCCCAGUGAGCGACCCACAAUGGGUGAUAUUGUUUUAAUGCUUAGUGGUACCCAAAGUUCAAAGCUUCCCAUACCUAAACAGCCAGCCUACGUUAUUAGGAGACCCCUUUCUGCCACAGCUUCUUUGUAUAGUAAUGCAGAAACUAAUACUGAAAUCACUUCUUCUAUUGAAGAAGGUCGAUAGUGAAAGCGCUCGUCAUCAUUGUUUUUUUGUUUUUCAUAUGCCGCACCAAGGGGCAGACAUAGGCCUCCCCAAAUGUCAAAAUUGUUUUAUAAUCUUUUUGAAAAUUGUAAGAUAAUAACUUUAUAUAAUGAUAAAAUUUAUCUUAUAAAAUUUUGUUCAAAAA
Molecule: messenger RNA, 3304 nt
Organism: Gossypium raimondii (Peruvian cotton)
Lineage: Eukaryota; Viridiplantae; Streptophyta; Magnoliopsida; Malvales; Malvaceae
Product: G-type lectin S-receptor-like serine/threonine-protein kinase At4g03230
Exons: 8
Coding region: 52-3141 (1029 amino acids)
Biological process (GO): recognition of pollen; protein phosphorylation
Molecular function (GO): protein kinase activity; ATP binding
Source: RefSeq, a predicted model, not a curated record